Rhodamnia argentea is the source of this 2120-nucleotide messenger RNA. RefSeq names its product probable WRKY transcription factor 33. Gene Ontology annotation, molecular function: sequence-specific DNA binding; DNA-binding transcription factor activity. The transcript has 5 exons. Bases 68 to 1840 code for a protein of 590 amino acids. Lineage: Eukaryota; Viridiplantae; Streptophyta; Magnoliopsida; Myrtales; Myrtaceae. The record is from RefSeq and is a predicted model, not a curated record. Gene Ontology annotation, biological process: regulation of DNA-templated transcription.
UCUUUCGUUCGUUCAUCCGCGUAAUUCAGCACGAAAAUAGAGCGAAAGAGAGAGAGAGAGAACCCAGAUGAAAUCUUCAUUCACUGAUCUGUUGAACGGCAGCUUGGGCAUGGACAGUAGCAACUGGGCGUUUCCUGCGACGAAUACAAUGACCACGGGCUCCAUGGAAGCCCCAAGGUUCAGGUCCACGCCGCCUCCUUCCCUCCCUCUCUCGCCUCCUCCGGUGUCGCCUUCUUCCUACUUCGCCAUCCCUCCCGGCUUGAGCCCCACCGAUCUCCUGGACUCGCCCCUCCUCUUCUCGACUUCCAAUGUUGGGUCUCCCACCGUAGGAGCUUUUGCUGGGGAAGCAGCCGGCUGGAGGAGGAGCGGCAGCUACGGCGGCGCCGUCAAGGGAGAAGAGAAGGGCUUCUCCGAAUUCUCUUUCCAACCCCACCAAUCACGCUCUGCAGCCGCCGCCACGUCAUUGUCCUCCAUGUCUCAGUCUUCCUCGGCCUUGGUUUCAGUGGAGGUGUCGUCGAAGGAUCAAGAAUCAUGGAAUUACUAUAAACCCAUGAUGACAACGGAUGAGUCGCUAGUGAGGAGAGGACGCGAAACAUCAGAGUUUGCCCCGAUUCAGAACUCGGCGAUCCCCACGAGCCAAGCAAGCACACAAAACCUUACACCGCCUUCUGAAGCAUUCCAGGCCAAUGGGAAUACUAACCUGCAACCAGCCUACUUCAUGAGAGAACAGAAGAAAUCCGAUGAUGGGUACAAUUGGCGGAAGUACGGUCAGAAGCAAGUGAAAGGGAGCGAGAACCCGCGCAGCUACUACAAGUGCACAUUCCCGGGUUGUCCAACGAAGAAGAAGGUCGAGAGAUCUUUGGAUGGACACAUUACCGAGAUUGUGUACAAGGGAACCCACAACCACGCCAAGCCACUGUCCACCAGGAGAUCGUCUUCCCAAUCCAUUCAGCCUCCAUCUUCUUCCACCGCAUAUUUCGAGAAUCCCGAUCAAUUGGCUCUGGCCGCGUGCUCCGAAAACGGGCAGCAGGACUCUUCAGCCUCAAUGGGGGAUGAGGAUUUCGAAGAGAACUCUCAGAUGAGCAACUCUGCAGGCGAUGACGAGGGAAACGAACCUGAAGCGAAGCGAUUGAGAGGAGAGAAUGAAUAUGAGAGCUAUUCAGCUUCUGGCAAUAGGACUGUGAGAGAGCCUAGAGUUGUGGUUCAGACAAUGAGUGAGAUUGAUAUUCUUGAUGAUGGAUAUAGAUGGAGAAAGUAUGGACAGAAAGUGGUGAAGGGAAACCACAAUCCAAGGUACUUGACCCACCAAUUUCACAUCUUAAAGAUAUGCUCAAAUCAGUUGUGGAACCAACCAUUGAUUCUCCUACUUUUGUUGAUCUACAGGAGCUACUAUAAGUGUACAUACGCUGGAUGCCCCGUGCGGAAGCACGUCGAGCGAGCAUCUCAUGAUAUGCGGGCCGUGAUCACGACAUACGAAGGCAAGCACAACCAUGACGUCCCAGCAGCACGUGGCAGCAGCACUCAGUACGUGAACCGGCCUCUGCCUUCUAACAACAACAGCAGCAGCGUCGCGCCGAUGCCUAUCAGGCCCUCCACUGUGGGCGGCCACUCUAACAACUCUAGCUACCUAAGUUCCAUCGAGAGCACGAGGUUGCAAAGAUCAGGGAACCAAGCGCCCUUCACUCUACAAAUGUUGCAGAGCUCGGAUAGUUACGGAGCCCCGGGAUCAGGGAAGCACGGGGGAUCAUACAUGAAUCAAAACCUAAACUGGGACGACAUAUUCUCGAGGACUAAGGAAGAGCCGAGAGAGAGCUCGGACUUCGACUCGUUUCUAAACUGAAGCUUCUGACUUUGAUUUAGAACAGGACGGUGAAAAGUUACCCCCAAAACCACACACACACACACACAGAGAUAUGUCAUGUACAUUGAAGCUGUACUUCAUAGGGUAGGCAUUUUGUUCAUGACAGAAAUUUCGUAGUUUCGAUUCGUUCAUUUGUUUGUAGAAAUAGAAAGAAUAACACCGUGUCGAGCAAAAGCCAUGUCUGCUCAAAGUUUGAAUUAGCAAAAACUCAUUUGUAACGCUUUUCAUUUUGGAAAAGGGUCUACUUUCUCAGUUUCUA